CGGGACAGUGCUGGCCUGGGUCUUAGCUUCCCUGCUCCUGCAGGAGGACUGGGCUUCCUCAUUCAUUCCCUUCUUACUCUCAUCCAUCAGCACCUUUAAACCGAAACCUGGAACUAUGGUAUUCUCUUUGGUUCUUAGAACGGGUUGGCUUAAUGGGGGAAAUAUUAAUAGCACUGGUGUCAAUGGAAGUGACCUUGAGCCACAUAGGAAGAUUUUGAUAAAACGUGUCACUCUUGUUACCUAUCAGGAUCAAACUGCAUCAUGGAAGCUGCACACGAUGACACCCUGUCUGCAAAGUUUUUGCCAGAGGGCAAAAGACUGCAAGCAGAAUAUCCCUUCGCCAUUUCUCAUUCAGGCCUGGCCGUUGUCUGAAAGCAAACCUCAAGGACAGGACUUCGGGACUCUGCAGCCUCUGCAGGCUGCUGCUCCACCACAGGACGUCCAGCAGGUGGCAGUGCACCCCGCGCGGACCCGGCUUGCCUCUCGGCCCGGGGGAGUCCGUUUGACGCGCAGUCGGGACGCGGGUCUGCACGCACCUCGCUGCAGCUGCGGCCAACGCGAAGCCCUGGAGAGGAUCGUUCAUGGAAACAAGGAUGACGACUGUGAAGCCCUGAUGCCCCUGAUAAAACUGAUGACCAUUGAAUGGAAAGAAGUCAGUGUGGAAAGCCCAGGAACUGUCCCAUAG
Molecule: messenger RNA, 685 nt
Organism: Chlorocebus sabaeus (green monkey)
Lineage: Eukaryota; Metazoa; Chordata; Mammalia; Primates; Cercopithecidae
Source: RefSeq, a predicted model, not a curated record